Molecule: messenger RNA, 6977 nt
Organism: Hylaeus volcanicus
Lineage: Eukaryota; Metazoa; Arthropoda; Insecta; Hymenoptera; Colletidae
Product: LIM/homeobox protein Lhx9-like
Exons: 7
Coding region: 570-1757 (395 amino acids)
Biological process (GO): neuron differentiation; regulation of transcription by RNA polymerase II
Cellular component (GO): nucleus
Molecular function (GO): RNA polymerase II transcription regulatory region sequence-specific DNA binding; DNA-binding transcription factor activity, RNA polymerase II-specific
Source: RefSeq, a predicted model, not a curated record
CCCAGGAUCGUGCUAUCACGCCGACGGGGAGCAGCUUCUCGCCUGGCACUCGCCGCUCGCUUGCGUCUUUCCGCGUCUACCCCCGUGUCACGCAGAAAUUUUCGACUCCGUUCGGCCAAGAAAGAGAAGCGCCUCGCCCGCGAGAAAGUGGCGUCUUCCGGUCUCGCGUUACCGUCGCUGCGCUGGUUGUGCGAACAGUCGAGGAUUCGGUGAACCGACGCGAUCCGGCGGCGCGCGGCGACGCCGAGAAACGUGGUUGCGACGCCGGUGUACGCGGAGGAAAACGAGGAUGAUCAGGACGCGGACCAGGUGAUAGAGGCUGGCAUCGCUGGCCGACUACCCGGGGAACCGUGGAAGACGACAGGUCCAACUGUUCCGAUGGAAAUAGCCAGGUUCGAAGAGUAAACCGAGAGGAUCGUUCGCGAGGACCAGGAAUAGGCGAGCCGACGGCCGACCGAGACGAGGGACGUCGACAACGUCGGAAGCGCCGGGUGGAAUUCGACGCUGCGUUUUCAGCUGGUUAACCGAACGACCAGAAUGCGCCGGUGGUUGCGGCCGUCCUCCUCGAGAUGCUGAAGGAAGUCGGCUGCGGGAGCAGCACACCCCCGCCAGGGAAUGGCGCCGUCAGCAACCGGCAGAUUGGGACCAGCGAGAACAACGCCGACGGAAGCCUCGGUUGCGGGGGAUGCGGCAGAGAGAUAGCCGAGCGAUGGUACCUGAGGGCCGCCGAUCGUGCGUGGCACUGCGGCUGUUUGCGUUGCUGCCAUUGUCGGGUACCAUUGGCGGCCGAGCUGACUUGCUUCGCCAGGGACGGCAACAUCUACUGCAAAGAGGAUUAUUAUAGGUUGUUCGCCGUGUCGAGAUGCUCUCGAUGCCGGGCAGGCAUCUCCGCCUCGGAGCUGGUGAUGCGCGCUCGGGACCUCGUGUACCACGUCGCCUGCUUCACGUGCGCUUCUUGCGGCACCCCGCUGAACAAGGGCGAUCAUUUCGGGCAAAGGGACGGGCUGGUCUACUGUAGACCUCACUAUGAGUUGCUCUGCUGCGCGGGGGAUUACGGGAGCGGAGCUGGCAGUAUCGAGGACAUCGGUUCACCAGGGGUGUCGCCGCUUCCGGCUUAUUACAGCGCCGCGGAGCAGAGCCCGAUCACCACUUCCGGUACGGUGCAGAAGGGCAGACCUAGGAAGAGGAAGCUGUCGGAAGUCACCGGCGCUGAACUACCCGUCACGAUGAGGCUGGCUGCUGGCGCUCUUGGCCAUUUUGUUGCAGAACUACUCCAUCCUACAGAGCUGUCUUCAUCCAUGGAAUCAUUGGCAGCGUAUGACGCGUCUGUCGGGUCACCGGGUCCCGUGCACCAGAGCCAACGAACGAAGCGCAUGAGAACGAGCUUCAAGCAUCAUCAGUUGCGAACGAUGAAGAAUUAUUUUGCUAUAAAUCAGAACCCCGAUGCGAAGGAUCUCAAGCAACUGGCGCAAAAGACGGGACUUUCGAAGAGGGUGCUUCAGGUCUGGUUCCAAAACGCCCGCGCGAAAUGGCGACGGAACAUGAUGAGGCAGGAGGGUAACACGUCCGCUGGCAACGUGGGGUGUCCCGGAACACCGGUGCCCUCGAGCACGGGCGGUUCACCGAACGUGGGACCGUCGGCCAGCAUCCUGGGGGACAGCAACAGCAUGCCGUCGACCUCGAUGGAGGAGCUGCACGCUCUUCAUCACCUACAUUCCGGCGUUUCCUCUCAGGUCUCGUUCUCCGAUCUUUACUGACGACGGCUUGAGAUGGAGGAAGACAGCUACAGCAGCCUUUCCAGCCAUCUUGGAUGAAGGAUCUCCGCGCGUCCCUCUUUUGGGAUCCGACUCUCGACGCGCUGUCGUUCAGGGGGGGGGGGGGAACACGAUCGCCAAGGAUCCGUUCCGUUUUCUUUCGCUCCUAUUUUCUAUUUCCGAGCUUCGUCGCUGGUGAACUCCUUUUCGAGAGUUGGACUCCGUUUCACGCGUAUUCGGGGAGGCGACGGAUGAAAGGAGACUCAAGACGGACGACUGUGUUUUUAUUCGAGUUCGGCAGAGCUUCUCUCCUGAACAGCGUACGAGGAUUUUAACGGAAUCGCUGUAUUGCUGACGACCUUCCCGGUGAGUAAUCGCUGAGUCUUGACUUGCGCGACUCAGGACUCGGUGUGUUCUUACGUUUGAGGUUCGCGUGACGCCCUGCUGGCUGAGGUCUGCGUAUUCUAUCCGUACGCGAAACAUUUCUUCCUAUUUGUGUACGAUCUUGUUUAAUCUUCGCAGUCGUCGCGUUCGUUUCAAUCACCGUCGAACGGGAUGACCGCGUCUCGAUUACCAUUACUCUGUACCAAACGUCAAUCACGCUUAACAGGAACAAACGAUCAUUCAUCGAUCACGAGAAUUAUUUCGAAUAACGAUCCCCGAUGAUCGCUCAAUCGAUCGUAUAACACCGCGAUACGGUAGACUAGCGAAUCGCAACGACGGUCUUCCUGAUCCAAUCGUCUGGUCGAAAAAAUCUCACCGGGAAGCUCGGGUCAGGGAUCGAGCACGUCGGUCAGCGACGAUCGACGGAUUAUGUUUAAGUAAUCAGUGAUAAUAAUCAUAGUUCCAUGCACAUCCGAAUUACCAAAGGUACUAGGCGAUAGGUUAUCUCGCUAGCGAGAGCGCGAGCCGGGCACGCGUGGGGAGAACGAGGUACCAUUAUCGAUUUAUCGAAGAGGAAAAUCCUCGACUGGCGAUACUGCCAAGGGCCUUCAGAUGUCGCGGUAUCACACGAUCGUUUCAUUUUUCGAUAAUCGUUCGGGCCAUUUUGUCUGAAGCUUUUAGUCGUGGGUCAUUUUUGUGCCAUUUUCAUUUGAAUCGUCUUCGAUAAAUGUAACAACUGUAAAGGGAAUGAGCUGUGCUUCGCGAUAGAACAGAGUACAAGGCAGUGUUGGGCAUAAUCGUAAUCAUAAUUACGAUUGCGAUUGUAAUCAAAUGUUUUCGCGUUGCGAUUACGAUUACAAUUACGAUCGUAUUUUCAGGUGUUUUCAGACAUAAAAAUUUUUUGCCUCAAAAUCGACUUCAGAUUCGUGUCCCUCGCACCAAAAAGCUUCGAAAACCAGGUCAAAAUGAAACAUUUUUAAAUGUUACCUUAUCUAGGCCCUACCACGUGUAGAAGAUAAUUUAAUUGUUACAAGUUUCACAUGAAUUAUUAAGAAUUUUAUAGGCAGAAUUACUUUCACGUCAUAUUUACGUAAUUGCAUUGCACAAACACAACGAGAGAUUAUCCUGAGGAACGUCUAGAUGAAGACUUCGAGCUUUGAGAGAAAAAAGGACGUUUAUAUCACUCUAAGCACUUCAGGCAAUUCGAUUUAAUGCCUUAUGAAAGAAUGCUUUCAGCGGUUGGUUAGUAAGCAAAGUAUGCGUAUCAUUGGAACAUAAAAAUUCGUUGAACUAUGCUCAUAACGCAUAUCAGCAUAAUAAUUUAUUGAUCGACGAAGUACGCAUAUACUGGUAGAAAAAAUUGCAUUGAAUUAAAUUCACAAUGCGUAAAAAGCAAUUUCUUAACCAACAAAGUAUGCAUAUCAUUAGCAUAUAAAAAUGCGUUGAAUUAUGUCCGUAAUACGUAGUACUAUUAGUCAACAAACUACGUAUAUCGUUAGCGCACAAAUAUGCGUUAAAUUAUGUUCAUCGACGCGAUGUGAUACCCACGUGUUUCGUCCAAGCAUAGAAUUUCGUAUCUUAAUCGAAAGCGAUGAACAAAUAAACUUCGUAUAUUUGUCAUAUUUUUAGGCGACCAAUCGUUUCCAAGUCGAUCGCAGUAGAAAUAACUGUGCGCGUUGUAAUUACGGUCGAAAUUAGCGGAGGCCUCGUUUUGGUACCUCAAUUUUCCCUUCUCGACACGUGACCCCGACUUCGCGCUCUGCUUCUCUUCCUUUUUAGCCGAAACCGAAUAAUAGAGACUUUUUGAUAUCGAUAACGGCGAUUUACGGCUAGAAUAGCGAACGAACAAGCGACGUGUGUCAAUGUCAAGACGGCGUUCCUCUCCUCGUGCCAAAAACGUAGCUAAGAUAACGAGUUUUUUCUACGGUGCCAUGCGAAUCCAAAGGAAUCGUGUUUCCCAAGCCAAUAAAUCUUCAUCGAUUGCGAGAAUUACUAUCUACAAUUAUCUAUCCAAAAUUAUUUUCAACGAUUCCAAUUUCUUUUACUUCUAUGUAAAAUUAUUCUUUACUUUCGUCGCAUGAAAAUGAAAUAUAUUUUCAACAGUUGAAUGUUUAUUCAAAUUAUUAUUAAUAAGUCCGUCGUCUGCUUUGAAGUUUUCACUUGAAAAUAAAAUUUCUUUUUAUUAUUAUAAGUCAAAAUCAAAUAUUUUGAAGCGUUAGCUGAUGGGGUGAGUUCAAAACGAGACUACGUGGAAGUUACCGAGGUUAAAUAAAAUAUCUUGGACUUUCGAACAGCGUAGACGCGAUAUAGAUGGAAUUAAACGUAUAAAUUAAAGUCAAGCUUCCGACAGGAGACAAGAGAUACGCGGGGAUGUUACAUGGUAGCGAGGAAAGCUCUUCGCUGGCCUUCGGUGGUCAGUUGAUUUUGAUGCAAUCUCAGCGCCAACCACGAAUCAUAUGCAUUCGAUGCAAUCAUGAUAUAGUAAGAUAUUUUAUAUUUCGAUUGGAUUUACGUUCAACUCACUUCAUCUUUCGCAUAAGAACUAUUUAAACCUGCAAGUUGAAGGUCUACCAUUCAUUAAAAAAUGAACUAUAAUUUUAAAUUCAAUUUACUUCAUUUUAUUUCCAUUGUUACAAGCGUUGAAAGUUUAUCGGUAUUUAAAUUAAUUUUAUAAUUAUCUAGGCUAGACCACGACCUUUGGAUCCGAUCGGUGCGAAACACACUCAUUCGACCACUGACGACACGGUAUGUACAUUAGUGAGAAUGACGAUUAGUGUGGAGUACUCGCAGAAUUUUUAGCCAGACUUUAAGCGACACGUGUGGUGUACUUGCGAGAAAAGCUUGGGUAUACUAAGUCUCUUAACAGCAGAUCGAUGUGUAGCAAGGUGAUGUUUACGGAUAAACGAGAAACGAGAACGUCGCCAUUUGUCGCGCUCAAUUCACAACCGAUGAACCAUCGACGCAAAGAUAAUAGAAACGAGGAUUCCUAACUAUCGAAAGAAGAAAUUUAUCUUGUAUCGAUCGAGAACCUAUAAUUUUUAUACGCGUCUCGUCGUGUCAGAAAUUAUAUUCAUCGAUCGCGAACGACGAGACGUCGAGCACGGGCGUCGCGACAAAGAUUCUAAAUCGGGUAACUUUGCGUGCAAUUAGCAAGAUCUCGUCAAUUACGCGGCAAGUUCAUCCUUUAGUUAACGUUUCUUUGAAAAUUCUUUCGACACGAAAUCCGAGUUGAAAAUAGUUUGCAUAGUUGGCAAAGGGGGCUGCAGUCGCAUGUUAGGCAUGUGUAGCAUAGCAAGAUGAUUUAAUGUACGUCGGCGUCUUAAAAUGCGUGAACCAAUUAUGUAAAACUGUAUAGAUAAAUUAAUGUGCUGCAUUCGAGUGCGACUAUUAUCGUAUAAUAAAUAGUUACGUACAUCUGGACUUUGAAAAUCCCAUUCGUUAUUCAUCGUUAUCCUUUCUAUUCAUUGUUAUCCUCUUUGGGAAAAUAAAAAGUAGAUCGAGAUAUUUAAUUUUUAGAAAUAGAGAUGUAAAAUUAUGUUUCCUGUCAUGUAUGGAACUCUGAAACUUCAUUGAUUCAGGAAUUGAACAUUAUUUUUGAUGAAUCACUUCACAUCUCGUAAUGAAAUUACAUUUCGAUUGUCAUCACAUGUUAAAUAAUUUUUAUGUAUGAUAGUCUACAUACUUUGAUACUUUAUACAUCGCUGGAUGGUCAACAAUCUUCCAUGUAAAUAUUCACAAAUUGCUGUAAGAAUUAAAUGAAGAUUAUAUAAAUCACAAUAAAAUAACGAUAUCAAAUGCAUACAUAUAUUAAUGCAUAAUUUUAGAUACGGAGGAUGCCUGCAAGCAGACACAUUCUUGUAUAAUCCGGUAUUUCUCUUAAUAUAUUAUAAUCUUCUUCGUAUCGUGUACCUAUUUUCAGAAUAACUACAUUUGCUUAUUUAUUUUAUUAAUCGUUUACAGUAUGGAAAUAUACGAAGUUCAGAUACGUGAAUAUAAAACACAUGAAACAAGAAUUACACGAGCGCAAAUGAGGCUGAGUGCAGCUAAAAUGCUGGUAUUAUAAACCUAACCAGGAUAAUAACGUUACAGAUUCAAAAGAAGAUGCCUUGUAAUUCCAACGAGUGCCUGUACAGUGUGAAUUAAUAUUAUCUUUGUUGAAUUAAAAUUACGCUUCUUUAGUUAAUUCGAUAAUAACAUUUUAUUCUAAGAUUCAUAAUGUUUUCAGUUUUAUUAAUAUUCAGUAUUUCUCAAUCAUUCUAGUUUGUGCCAUAACGAUACCGAUACGAUAUUAUCGAAGAUGUUUCUUGACUUUUCGAUAUCGGAUCGGCCGAACACCCAACACAAUGGCAACUUGGACCGUACUUUGUUUAAAGAGGACCGUACAAGAUCACCUAUGCAACGCGUAAUUUUGAUUAUGUUCAUUAAAAAUAAACUACGAAUAUUGUCAACUAUGCGUCAUACUUUUUACAAAUAGGACUGUAUUAAAAAUAAACAAUGCGAUAGCUCACGAAAAAAUUCUUUAUGGAUUGAACAAUUAAAAAUUUUAAAGAAUACCAGAAAAUUGACGGUCUAUACUAGACCGUUAGUCGUCGAAUACAGUUCCCAUUCGCAGUACGGCUUUAGUAAACGACCUGGCUACUUUCAGAGGCUACGUUAAGAAGCGGCCGACAGCGGCGCCGAUCGCGGUCCCAUGAAACGCGAACUUUAUUCGUCCGCGACGCGUUAUGCCCGCCGUUACGUUGAACAUCUUUCGCGUGCCGGAGGUAAGUGCUCGUGGUUGGUCGGUUUUCUUGCGGUUUUGACGGCUAUGUUCCCUCGAAAUAUCUAUAACCGCGUCAC